This is a messenger RNA of Urocitellus parryii (Arctic ground squirrel), 3232 nucleotides long. It is a transcript of the gene Adam23, whose product is annotated as ADAM metallopeptidase domain 23. The record is from RefSeq and is a predicted model, not a curated record. Gene Ontology annotation, biological process: proteolysis. Gene Ontology annotation, cellular component: presynaptic membrane. Gene Ontology annotation, molecular function: metalloendopeptidase activity. NCBI's taxonomy places the organism in Eukaryota, Metazoa, Chordata, Mammalia, Rodentia, Sciuridae.
UCCUCUGCCGUCCGCCCAGGGAGGGGCUGAGAGGAGAGCUGAGGAGGGCGCGCCGCCCAGUCCUGAGCCCCCAGCCCUGAGCCCCCUGCCCGCGGUGGCACCAUGCGCGCCCAGCCGGCGUGACCGGCUCCGCCCGCAACCGCCCCGCAGCCCAGCCUGGCGCUCUAGCUGGCCACACCGAGCGGCGCCCGGGAGCUAUGAGCCAUGAAGCCGCCCGGUAGCAGCUCCCGGCGGUUGCCCCUGGCAGGCUGCAGCCUUGCCGGCGCCUCUCGCGGCCCUUGCUGCGGCCCCGUCGGCCCAGUGCCUGUCCGCGCCCCGGCCCGCGCGCCGCCCUGUCUCCUGCUCCUCGUCCUUCUCCUGCUGCCUGCGCUCGCCUCCUCGUCCCGGCCCCGUACCUGGGGGGCCCCUGCGCCCAGCGCUCCGCACUGGAAUGAAACUGCAGAAAAAAAAUUGGGAGUCCUGGCAGAUGAAGAYAAUACAUUGCAACAGAAUAGCAGCAGUAACAUCAGUUACAGCAAUGUAAUGCAGAAAGAAAUCACACUGCCUUCAAGACUCAUAUAUUAUAUCAACCAAGACUCAGAAAGCCCUUAUCAUGUUCUUGACACAAAGGCAAGACACCAGCAAAAACAUAAUAAGGCCGUCCAUCUGGCCCAGGCAAGCUUCCAGAUUGAAGCCUUUGGCUCCAAAUUCAUUCUUGACCUCACACUGAACAAUGGUUUGCUGUCUUCUGAUUACGUGGAGAUUCACUAUGAAAAUGGGAAGCCACAGUACUCAAAGGGUGGAGAGCACUGUUACUACCAUGGAAGCAUCAGAGGUGUCAAAGACUCCAAGGUGGCUCUGUCAACAUGCAAUGGACUUCAUGGGAUGUUUGAAGACAGUACCUUCGUGUACAUGAUAGAGCCGCUGGAGCUGACUCAUGACGAGAAAAGCACAGGUCGACCACAUAUCAUCCAGAAAACUUUGGCGGGACAAUAUUCCAAGCAAAUGAAGAAUCUCAGUACAGAAAGCAACGACCAGUGGCCCCUUCUGUCUGAAUUACAGUGGCUGAAAAGGAGGAAGAGAGCCGUGAAUCCCUCUCGUGGUGUAUUUGAAGAAAUGAAAUAUUUGGAGCUUAUGAUAGUUAAUGAUCACAAAACGUAUAAGAAGCAUCGUUCUUCUCAUGCACAUACCAACAACUUUGCAAAAUCUGUGGUCAACCUUGUGGAUUCUAUUUACAAGGAGCAGCUCAAUACCAGGGUUGUCCUGGUGGCCGUAGAGACCUGGACUGAGAAGGAUCAUAUUGACAUCACCACCAAUCCUGUGCAGAUGCUCCAUGAAUUCUCCAAAUACCGGCAGCGUAUCAAGCAGCAUGCUGACGCUGUGCACCUCAUCUCGCGCGUGACAUUCCACUAUAAGAGAAGCAGUCUGAGUUACUUCGGAGGUGUCUGUUCUCGCACAAGAGGGGUUGGUGUGAACGAGUAUGGUCUUCCAAUGGCAGUGGCACAAGUAUUAUCACAGAGCCUGGCUCAAAACCUUGGAAUCCAAUGGGAACCUUCUAGCAGAAAGCCAAAAUGUGACUGCACAGAAUCCUGGGGUGGCUGCAUCAUGGAGGAAACAGGGGUAUCCCAUUCCCGAAAAUUCUCAAAGUGCAGCAUUUUGGAGUACAGAGACUUUUUACAGAGAGGAGGUGGAGCCUGUCUUUUCAAUAGACCAACAAAGCUAUUUGAGCCAACAGAAUGUGGAAAUGGAUACGUAGAAGCUGGGGAGGAAUGUGACUGUGGUUUCCAUGUGGAAUGCUAUGGAUUGUGCUGUAAGAAGUGCUCCCUGUCCAACGGGGCCCACUGCAGCGAUGGGCCCUGCUGUAACAAUACCUCAUGCCUUUUUCAGCCACGAGGUUAUGAGUGUCGGGAUGCUGUGAAUGGRUGUGAUAUCACUGAAUAUUGUACUGGAGACUCUGGCCAGUGCCCGCCAAAUCUUCAUAAGCAAGAUGGAUAUGCCUGCAAUCAAAAUCAGGGCCGCUGCUACAACGGCGAGUGCAAGACCAGAGACAACCAGUGUCAGUACAUCUGGGGAACAAAGGCUGCAGGAUCUGACAAGUUCUGUUAUGAAAAGCUGAACACAGAAGGCACGGAGAAGGGAAACUGCGGCAAGGAUGGAGACCGGUGGAUCCAGUGCAGCAAACAUGACGUGUUCUGUGGAUUUUUACUUUGUACCAAUCUUACUCGAGCUCCACGUAUUGGUCAACUUCAAGGAGAGAUCAUCCCGACUUCUUUCUAUCAUCAAGGCCGAGUGAUUGACUGCAGUGGUGCUCAUGUAGUUUUAGAUGAUGAUACAGACGUGGGCUAUGUAGAAGAUGGAACACCAUGUGGCCCAUCCAUGAUGUGUUUAGAUCGGAAGUGCCUACAGAUACAAGCCCUAAAUAUGAGCAGCUGCCCACUUGAUUCCAAGGGUAAAGUCUGUUCAGGCCAUGGGGUGUGUAGUAAUGAAGCCACCUGCAUCUGUAAUUUCACCUGGGCAGGAACAGACUGCAGUAUACGAGAUCCAGUUAGAAAUCCUCACCCACCCACGGAUGAAGGACCCAAGGGUCCUAGUGCCACCAAUCUCAUAAUAGGCUCCAUCGCUGGUGCCAUCCUGGUAGCAGCUAUUGUCCUUGGGGGCACAGGCUGGGGAUUUAAAAAUGUCAAGAAGAGGAGGUUCGAUCCGACUCAGCAAGGCCCCAUCUGAAUCAGCUGCAUGGGAUGAUGCCACCUUGCACUACUGGGUCCUGGGUGUGACACACUUGCCGCGACUAUGCAGGAACUCUUAAGUCUGUAAGCAAGAACACUGGGUGGUAAUGACUACAGAGCUGAAGUCCGGGUGAUGGGGAUGGGGAAAAAGAAAACUGUCCCUUUUGGAAAUAAUCUCAAAGAACCCCUCCCACAACCUGUCAAUAAAAGUGGGGCAAAAGACCAUGUUAUCAAAAGAACUGUUUGGAAUCCUUUUUUUUUUUUUUCCCCUAAGGAAAGGAGAAAGGAACAAAAAACAUUAAGUGCAAUAAAAGAACCAUUAAAAAAUAGCAAAUGAUUAUCCCCMCCCCCUCAGCCUGCUGGCACUUAAUAUCUUCUAAAUGAUUUGGCAUGAUUUUUUUUUUCUUUUACUACCAAUGACAAACUCCAGUGGCAUGAAGAUUCAAUUUUUGAAAGGGUAAAAUCUGCAUGGCAUAUAUUACUAGAAGCUAGCAAGCCAAUCCUCAGCAAAACCUGCAAUGGAAUUC